Molecule: messenger RNA, 192 nt
Organism: Gryllus bimaculatus (two-spotted cricket)
Lineage: Eukaryota; Metazoa; Arthropoda; Insecta; Orthoptera; Gryllidae
Source: the annotation of a GenBank genome assembly
AUGUCUGAAGUGACUGACGUUUACUUCGACUCUGAAGAUGACGACGAGGUGUUUGACGAGUCAACGUCCGUGGAAGUGGAGGAGGCGGGGUGCGAGGAUUCUACGAAACCACGCGACCUGGAAGGUCGACGCGUGAUCAACCUGGGCGAUCGGUUGACGCCCAAGAUGCUGCGACGAAGCUGUUGUGGAUAA